AUGGCGCAGCAACGACCUGACACGACGGACGGGUGGACGUACACGCUCACCGGGUUCGGCGAGUUCCUCGAGAUGCGCCGCGUCUCGUUCGCCGAACCGAUGCCGGCCGCCCGCCUCUGCGGCGUCUGCGGCCUGCUGCCUUCCCUCACUCUGGUGCUUCCGUGCGGCCACGUCUUCUGCGAGUCGUGCAAGUCGCAGAUCGAACGCGCGGACAGCUGCCCCUUCGACGGGAGGAAGUUCGCCGACUCCGAAGUUCACUCGAUGAGCAUCGAGCGCAGCGACCUCGAGCAAUGCCGCAUUGUGUGUGCGGCCGGAUCCCGGGUUUGCGGCUUCGUCGGCAAGCUGUCCGAGCUGAGAGAUCACCUGACCAGGUGCGGUGGCGGAGAGACCAGGUGCGGAAAGUGCCAGAGACCCGUGUUUCGCAGCCUUGCCGUGGAUCACUACCGGAGGUGCACCGUAGGUACGCUGGUUGCCGCGAAUGCCGAAGCUGACGCCAACGAACUCGGAGAUGUUCGCAAGACGGACGUAGAAGCCCCACGCGAGUUGAUGCUGGGCAAAGGCGUCGACCUGAAAGCCGUGUCCAGCUGCUUCACCAACGCUUUGGCAGAAAAGGUGGCAAGCCUCGAACGCCAGUUGCAUGAAGUGCAAAAGAAGGCCACCAGCGACGAACAGUCAUCGCUUGAAGCUGCGAAAGAGGCGACGGUAAUUCAGGGACCGUACCGCGCUGCGUCCAGAGCUGGCGUUUUGAUCACCACGUGCAAGUUCGCCAACGUUUACGCCGGACUGGACUCGCUCAACAAGAAGAAAAAGGAACUCAGGAAACCAACCAAUACGUAUUCGCUAGGAGGUUACACCUUCAAUCUCGACUGCAAGUUCUCCAAGGAUGAGAACGAGAUGAAUGUGUGUUUCGCUCUUUUUUUACGCCAAGGUGAAUGGGACGGUUACGUGGAGUGGCCCUUCAAAAAGAAGGUGACCCUGAUCAUCAUGCACCCCAGGAAUGCGGGAAAAGAUGUCCGCUUGCCGGUAACCAUGGAUGAACACGACAUGGUGAAGAAACCUCACGCCGGCGGUUCAAGCUGGGGCCGUUGGACGGAUCAGAAGAAGUGGAAGGACAUUGAACUGCAUGGGUAUGUCGAGAAAGGGGCCCUCUAUGUAAAUGUCGAGUUGGAGGAAAUCGGGAAGCCACCUUUAUGA
Messenger RNA from Dermacentor andersoni, 1194 nucleotides. RefSeq lists its product as uncharacterized. The record is from RefSeq and is a predicted model, not a curated record. Gene Ontology annotation, biological process: regulation of canonical NF-kappaB signal transduction. Gene Ontology annotation, molecular function: tumor necrosis factor receptor binding. Gene Ontology annotation, cellular component: cytoplasmic side of plasma membrane; plasma membrane signaling receptor complex. Lineage: Eukaryota; Metazoa; Arthropoda; Arachnida; Ixodida; Ixodidae.